UUUUUAUCUUAAACAAAUUUUACCUUAUAUACAUUUUUAUUUAUGGUUAAAAGGGCCUUAAACUUAAAAGUGUAUUAUGGCCAAAAACGAACAACAAAUUGUAAACUAAUUUAAAAUGAUAUGGCUAGAGAAAGUAUAACGGAAAACAAUUGCAAAUUUUCCACUUAUAUGCCAAUUUUCCACCGCACCAUUCUACAUCCACACAUACAGACAUACAUACAUACACAUUUGAAUAAAUUGCGAUCGAAGGGCUUUCGGUCAAUCGAAAUGAAUGAAGCUCGGCCUGAAAACGGAGAAAAGCAAAAGCAACGGCCAAUAAUUAAGUCAAUUACUGAAAAACAUAUAUACUGAGCUGCGCUGCAGCAGAACAGUCGGCGUCGGCGUCCACUGGAGCUCGACUUUUGCGCCGAUUGUUGUUUUUGCCGAGAGGUUGCUGCUCGGCAAGCCGCAAAUCGCGAAUCCAGUUUCUUCUUCGCUUCUUCACUUAUUCGCACGGCAGACGCAGCUCCAUCGCCAUCGCCGAGCGCAGAAAUUGCGGAUAAAAAAGAAAGAAAAGGAGCGAAGCUUUGUGAAGAGGGGAAAGCGCUGAAGAAUUUCAAUUCAUUGCAUCAAAAUCUCCUUGCUGAUCGUAUGUGAUCUUAAUCUGAUGGAGCUGGCUCUUAAUAAAUCAUCGUCCUGUGUGGACUGUUGCAAUGACUGUAACAUUAUGUCCUGCUGCUCUGCCGCUGCCUGCUGCGACGCUAGCUGCGAAGCCAGUUGCGGACUAAUCCCUCCCGAUCCUGUCAAGUAUGAAUACCAGGAACCCGAGGAAAACUUUGUCUCCAUAGAUGAUGUGAAGAUCAAGGGCUUUCUUUUGAGGAUCGGACAGCAGCAGCAAGAAAAGGAAUUGGAAAUCAGAAGAAUUAAGGAUCAGGAAAAGGCAAAAAGGGAGCAGGAAAGAAAGGAGGAAGAGGCCCGUAAAUACCAAGAGGUAAUCGAAUUGGAUGAAGAGGAGGUGACACCAGCAAAAGGCUUGAUCAUCAGCGCAGCCAGGAGCUUAGCACAGUGGAACUCUUCCAUAAGAAGGAUAUCCCCAGACAUCGAACUUAUUCCCAAACCAGAACAUAGGAUCGUAGCACAGAUCGAGUUGAGCGACAGUGAUCAGGACGCAAAUAGCGAAGGAGAAGAAGAUGUGGCUCUACCAUUAAACACGGUAUCUUGUGUUUUAAGCGAGCAGAAUCAGAGGGAGGCACGAAAUCCUAACCCCCAGGAGCAUGUGAUUGUUCUGCACUCCGACCAAGAACAAGAUGAACCCGAGCCAGAACAAGUAAUCAGAAAGAAACCGUCUUCGUCGAAGAGAUCGGCGAAAAAACGUCCUUAUGUAAAUAGAAGAGGACGUCAUCUGUACGCUUGUCCUGACUGCGGGAAGAAAGUGCAAUCUAAUUAUAAUCUUAGACGUCAUAUGAUGAUACAUACAGGUGAAAGGCCCUUUCCUUGUGAUCUUUGCGAGCGUCGUUUUAGGGAGUUCAGCGAUCUUAAAAAGCAUCGUCGGAGACACUCACAUGAUCCUCGAUUCAUCUGCAUGAUCUGCCAUUUGGGACAACCUUUGGAGCAGGACUCCACUAGGUGUGCCGAAUGUGAGAGCAAGAAUCUAAUGGUGAAACCCCAAGCUGAGGAACUGGGCGAUAAAACAGUGGAGGAGCAGGCAGAAGAAAUGGAACAAGACGAAGAGGAUCCGGAGGAGGAAGAUGAGCCCGAAGAGGAGGAGCAACCGCUUCCUGUACUACCACCUACUUUGAUGGUUACUCUAAUACGACCAAUUCAAUCGCCUCCAGAAAGGGUUGCACAAACCACCAACCAGCCAAGUCGUCCGCCACUUCCUCGCAGCUGCAGUAGUGCCAACUCCUCAUCUUCCUUGAGCAACGAUGGAAACACGUUUGGAAAGCCCAACAACCGUAGUCGCCGGUCUUAUCCCUGCCCUUUGUGUCAUCGUCCAUUUGGAACUCGUCACAAUCUUAAACGCCACUAUAUGAUCCAUACUGGAGAAAAGCCAUUUAGCUGCUCCAAGUGCAGAAAACCCUUCAGAGAGUGCUCCACCCUGAAAAAGCACAUGGUCACUCAUGUCAGAGAUCGCUGGUACAAGUGCCUUAGGUGUCCCUCGAAAUAUAGGGACUAUCUGGAGUACGCUGAUCACAAAACCAGUCAUCUGGAGCAGCUGGGUAGCCGAAAAUCAUCAACCAACGAAAGCGAGGAUGAUGGCGAGAGUUCUGUAGAGGAUGGUCUGGAAUGCUGCGAGUGUCAGCAGAGAUUUACCGAUCUAGAUGCUUACACGGCUCAUCUCAAGCAGCACGACUUGGAAUUGUACGGAAUGAGUGUGGAUGAUGUUGUAGACGAGGAGCAAGAAGACGUAGAUGUGGCAUAAUUUAAAUUUAUAUGUAAGAUUUUUAAAAGAA
This is a messenger RNA of Drosophila ficusphila, 2432 nucleotides long. RefSeq names its product zinc finger protein Xfin. Gene Ontology annotation, cellular component: nucleus. The record is from RefSeq and is a predicted model, not a curated record. Lineage: Eukaryota; Metazoa; Arthropoda; Insecta; Diptera; Drosophilidae. The transcript is spliced from 4 exons. Gene Ontology annotation, biological process: neurogenesis. The coding region runs from base 647 to 2401 and encodes 584 amino acids.